AUGAACGUCGAGAAAAACAACAAACCGGCGAAACGCCGUAAAAUCAUCCAACACCGCACACAAUCAUCGAUGACUUCCUCAAUAUAUUAUUUCUUUGCUCGAAAAUCAAUCUGGGGAACUGAUAUGGGUGAAAUGAUUUGGGCGCCAAGUCGUUGGACAUAUCCAUUUAAUGUUUUCUACUACAAUGUGAAGAGACAGAGUGUUCGAAGAGUUGAGGUCAAAGGAAUUGAAGAGAAGCUAUUGAUGGGUCGAGAUCACCCUAAACCAGUCUUCACCUUCACAAACCAUGUUGAGAAUUUGAUGUUUCUGCAAUAA
Molecule: messenger RNA, 315 nt
Organism: Eruca vesicaria subsp. sativa (arugula)
Lineage: Eukaryota; Viridiplantae; Streptophyta; Magnoliopsida; Brassicales; Brassicaceae
Source: the annotation of a GenBank genome assembly